AAAUUUAUGAAAUAGGAUUGAUAAGAUAACGUAUACGCAUAAAUUCAUACUUUGGAAGUAGUGACAUGUGAUUAUAUAGAGAGCGACGCGUAACGUGGACAUUUUUCUUUACAUAUGUUCUGACAUUUCAAAAAAUUUUCGCUUCAUCUUUUCGAAAGAUUUACAAAUAAUAGACUUAAGAAUUUAUUUUUCUAUGUCUUAUCGCCGUGGUGAGAUUAUAUUUAUACAAUUGAUUCAAAGAAGUACGCUUAACUUUUCGAUCAAACGUUUAAAAUAGUCCAAUUUGACUUAAGCUUUUCUCGUGACGUGAGAUUGCUUACAUAUAUCGCUAUAGAGGACACGAUUAUUGGAAGGAACUAUUAGGAUGUCGAAAAAAAUCAUAUGUUUAUUUGAUAUAGAUGGCACAUUAACUGAACCAAGACAACCAAUCAAGAGCAAUGUUGAGAAAUUUCUUUUGACUAUUUUGAAAAAAGAUUUUGAUAUUGCCGUAGUUAGUGGAUCAGAUUUGAAUAAAAUCAAAGAACAACUUGGUAAUGAAAAUAUAUUUGAGAAAUAUAAAUACAUUUUUGCAGAAAAUGGUCUUGUUUCUUUCAGGGAUGGCAAUUUAUUACCAUCACAGACAAUUCAAAGUAUAAUUGGAGAAGAUGUACUACAAGAUGUAAUAAAUUUCUCAUUAAAAUAUAUAUCAGAACUCAAACUACCAUUUAAACGUGGAACUUUCAUAGAGUUUAGAACUGGCAUGCUCAACAUUUCACCAGUUGGACGUAAUUGUACAAAGGAAGAACGUGAACAAUUUUAUGAAUAUGACAUAGAAAAUCAAGUGCGUCAAAAAUUUAUACAAGCACUUAAGAAAGAGUUUCCUAAUUUAGCCUUGACAUAUAGCAUAGGUGGACAAAUAUCUUUUGACGUGUUUCCAAUUGGUUGGGAUAAAACGUAUUGUUUAAGGCAUAUACAAGGCUAUGAAGAAAUACACUUUUUUGGUGAUAAAACAGCUGUUGGUGGCAAUGAUCAUGAGAUUUAUGAAAGUGAUUUAACUGUUGGACAUCGUGUAACUGGUCCUGAAGAUACGAUUAAUCAACUAAAUAUCCUUAUAACUCUUGUUAAAGAGAAUAAAGAAAAGGAACAAAUAGCAAUACCAAUGCAAUGUGUAUAAGUUACACUGUACAUACGUUGAUAAAAAUUUUUGUUGUAAAUGCUAAGAUAUUGUUAAAUAUUAUGCCAAAUUUUCAAUAUAAAGAAAAUAUUAAUUUUGAAUGGUAGAUUGUUUUUCAACAUAUGUCAUAAACUGUUUCUAUUUUAUUUCAAAAAUGAAUUAUAAUAAAUAAAGAACUCGUUAAUUGUUGCUA
This is a messenger RNA of Vespula vulgaris, 1346 nucleotides long. It is a transcript of the gene Pmm2, whose product is annotated as phosphomannomutase 2. Gene Ontology annotation, biological process: GDP-mannose biosynthetic process; protein N-linked glycosylation; mannose metabolic process. The transcript is spliced from 5 exons. Bases 365 to 1153 code for a protein of 262 amino acids. The record is from RefSeq and is a predicted model, not a curated record. Gene Ontology annotation, molecular function: phosphomannomutase activity. Lineage: Eukaryota; Metazoa; Arthropoda; Insecta; Hymenoptera; Vespidae. Gene Ontology annotation, cellular component: cytosol.